Messenger RNA from Ceratotherium simum simum (southern white rhinoceros), 2678 nucleotides. RefSeq names its product carboxypeptidase X, M14 family member 1 (gene CPXM1). NCBI's taxonomy places the organism in Eukaryota, Metazoa, Chordata, Mammalia, Perissodactyla, Rhinocerotidae. The record is from RefSeq and is a predicted model, not a curated record. Gene Ontology annotation, biological process: proteolysis. Gene Ontology annotation, molecular function: zinc ion binding; metallocarboxypeptidase activity.
AUUGAGUGAAAUCGAGGGUGCCGAGGGCCUUUGCAGACUGUACAGGGCAGCGCACGAGUGAGGCUGGUGAGCUCCGGACGGCCGGAGAGGGCGGGCAGGGUCGGUGGCUCCGGCGGCCCGGCCGCACCCCGCGGCCCUUCGGGGGUCCGCCCCGCUCGCUCCGCCCGGCCCCCCGCCUCCCCUCCCGGGUCCGAGGCCAGCGAGCAGGCUGUGGGCGGGCCGGAGGCCGCAGGGGGCGUGCGGCGGCGGCAGGAAGGGGCGGGGGGCUCCAGAGCACCGCAGGAAGAGACCGACCCACCGACCGCCGCCAGCCCCGCGCGUCCCACCUCUGGAUCCCGCCAUGUGGGGUCUCCUGCUCGCCUUGGCCGCCUUCGCGCCUGCCGUCGGCGUGGGUGUGGGGGCGCCCAGCACCUCCGUGCUGGGCCUCGCACCGCCCGCGACCACCGGGGCCCCGAUCUCGACCCCGGCCCCGCGGAGCAGCCCGGCACAGCCGCCCGCAGAGAAGAAUAACGGGACCUCAGAACAACAUGUCCAGUUUCGCAUCAUCAAAAAGAAGAAGAUUGUUAUGAAGAAGCGAAAGAAGCUAAUUCGCCCCAGACCGCUGGUGACUGAUAGGCCUCCAGUGACCACCAGCCCUGCAGAGGCCCUUGACCUCCCCGAAAAGCAAGAACCAGGCUGUCCCCCUUUGGGCCUGGAGUCCCUGCGAGUUACAGAUAACCAGCUCGAGGCAUCCAGCAGCCAGUCCUUUGGUCUUGGACCACACCGAGGACGGCUCAACAUCCAGUCAGGCCUGGAGGAUGGUGAUCUAUAUGAUGGGGCCUGGUGUGCUGAGGAGCAGGAUGCCGAGCCGUGGUUUCAGGUGGAUGCUACGCACCCCACCCGCUUCUCGGGCGUUAUCACACAGGGCAGGAACUCUAUCUGGAGGUACGACUGGGUCACAUCAUACAAGGUCCAGUUUAGCAAUGACAGUCGGACCUGGUGGGGGAGUAGGAACCGCAGCAGUGGCAUGGAUGCGGUAUUUCCUGCCAACUCAGACCCAGAGACACCAGUGCUGAACCUCCUGCCUGAGCCCCAGGUGGCCCGCUUCAUUCGCCUGCUGCCCCAGACCUGGCUCGAGGGAGGCACGUCUUGCCUCCGGGCAGAGAUCCUGGCCUGCCCGGUCUCAGAUCCUAAUGACCUAUUCCCUGAGGCCCCUGCGCUGGGAUCCCUUGAUCCUCUGGACUUCCGGCAUCACAAUUAUAAGGCCAUGAGGAAGCUGAUGAAGCAGGUGAACGAGCAGUGCCCCAACAUUACCCGCGUCUACAGCAUCGGGAAGAGCCACCAGGGCCUGAAGCUGUAUGUGAUGGAAAUGUCGGACCAGCCUGGGGAGCAUGAGCUGGGGGAGCCUGAGGUGCGCUACGUGGCCGGCAUGCAUGGGAAUGAAGCCCUGGGGCGGGAGUUGCUCCUGCUCCUGAUGCAGUUCCUGUGCCGUGAGUUCCUGCGAGGGGACCCACGGGUGACCCGGCUGCUCACCGAGACGCGCAUUCACCUACUGCCCUCCAUGAACCCUGAUGGCUAUGAGACUGCCUUCCGCCGGGGCUCGGAGCUGGUGGGCUGGGCAGAGGGCCGCUGGAACAAGCAGGGCAUUGACCUUAACCAUAAUUUUGCUGACCUCAACACACCACUUUGGGAAGCAGAGGAUGAUGGGCUGGUGCCCGACACUGUCCCCAACCAUCACCUGCCACUGCCCGCUUACUACACCCUGCCCAAUGCCACUGUGGCUCCUGAAACGCGGGCAGUGAUCGACUGGAUGGAGCGGAUCCCCUUUGUGCUGAGCGCCAAUCUCCACGGGGGUGAGCUCGUGGUGUCCUACCCAUUCGACAUGACUCGGACCCCGUGGGCUGCCCGCGAACUCACACCCACCCCAGAUGAUACCGUGUUUCGCUGGCUCAGCACCGUCUAUGCAGGCACUAAUCGGGUCAUGCAGGAUCCAGAUCGCCGACCCUGCCACAACCAGGACUUCUCCCUGCAUGGCAAUGUCAUCAACGGGGCUGACUGGCACACCGUCCCUGGGAGCAUGAAUGACUUCAGCUACCUACACACCAACUGCUUUGAGGUCACUGUGGAGCUGUCCUGUGACAAGUUCCCUCACGAGAAUGAGCUGCCCCAGGAGUGGGAGAACAACAAAGAUGCCCUCCUCACCUACCUGGAACAGGUGCGCAUGGGCAUUGCGGGAGUUGUGCGGGACAAGGACACGGAGCUCGGGAUUGCUGAUGCUGUCAUUGCUGUGGACGGGAUUAACCAUGAUGUGACAACGGCAUGGGGCGGGGAUUAUUGGCGCCUGCUGACCCCAGGGGACUAUAUGGUGACUGCCAGUGCUGAGGGCUACCACACAGUGACACGGAACUGCCGGGUCACCUUUGAAGAGGGCCCCAUGCCCUGCAAUUUCCGCCUCACCAAAACUCCCAAACAGAGACUUCGAGAGCUGCUGGCAGCUGGGGCAAAGGUGCCCCCAGACCUUCGGAGGCGGCUGGAGCGGCUGAGGGGACAGAAGGAUUAACACCUCCAGCUGAAGAGCCCCAGAGCCUUGGGCAGGCUGGACCUGUCUAGAACUGAGGGAGGGGGGUCGGGAGUGGGGAGGGAGGGACAAAGUGGGGGAAGAGGUGCUUGGACUCAUUAAAGCUACUUGGUACGUCAGC